Molecule: messenger RNA, 1638 nt
Organism: Acanthoscelides obtectus
Lineage: Eukaryota; Metazoa; Arthropoda; Insecta; Coleoptera; Chrysomelidae
Source: the annotation of a GenBank genome assembly
AUGGAAAAAGUGGUAGAGCAGCUUAUACAAGUUGCAGCAAAAAAGGGAUUGAAGAUAAACGAGGAAAAAAGUAAAUUUAUGAGAAUAGGGACGUGUCAGGCGGAAACGAGGCUAGAAAUAACGAAUCCGAAUAAGACUAAAAUGGCAAUCAAAGUAAGGUUGUUGGCAAGCAGGCACGUCGUGAAUAACAGGUGCAAAAACGAGACACCACAAAGUUUAAAAACAAGACAAUUGCCAGGUAAAAAACAAGACAGCUUCUAUACCUCUGAUAAUAAUGCCGAAGGUUUACGUUCCCAAAAAGCGCCCCUACGACAAAAAGAAAAUGGAAACAGCCCUAAAACUAAUAGAAAUGCAGCUAAACAGUUUAAAAUUGACAAAUCUGCUCUUUCGAGAAGACGUACUCGUUCACUUGGUAAACAGGGAAGAAAAACUUCUCUAACUAAAGAAAUGGAAGUAGACUUAAGUGAUAAGAUAAAAAUUAUGGCAAAAUGGGGGUUUGCUCUCACUAAACUAGAGAUACAAGCUAUAGUUCAAACCUAUGUACAAGAAAACCACCUUACUACCCAGUUUAAGGAAGGAAAGCCCGGGAAAGAUUGGUUUAAAAAUUUUUGUAAGCGCAAUAGACUAAGUCAAAAAAACGCAAAAACGCAAGUUUACUACGUAGCACAAAUGCUUAAAGUCUUUGAGAGCGAUGUAGAAGUAAAAUAUCUGAGGCGCAAAGGAUUUAAAUUUAUUUUUCCGGCCAUUGAGGAAAAGUACUUCAUCGACAAAAGUGACAUAGAAAUGAAACUUCCCCAGCCAGAAAUAGAAAUGUCAAGCUAUGAGCUGCUGAGAUAUUGUAAAGUAGCGACAGGAUAUGGUUUUGUAAUAACACUAAUGUUGCUGGCAGUAGGAAGAGCGAUACGUGUGCUUAGGAAAUGGUUGGAAAUUCUAGAAAAUGCAUUUAGUUCACUCAACUCAAUACUACGAGCUACAUAUUUUCCUGAAAAUUCUAUACAGGGCGUUGUACUGUUUCCGACCUCACCUAUCUACGAAAACACCGAUCAAACAAAAAAUAAUGUUCAAGAUAGAAACAGAUGGGCUUUGAUUGCUUUGCCAUGGCAAGAGCCUCAAGAGAGUCCGGCAUUUUUAUGUAAUUACUUCUGUUACUCGUUAGUACUUUUAAGAAUCUUCGGACUGUUUUGGAUGCAGUUGAUUCUGAAACCCCAGCAAAAUGUUCAGCAACAGUUAAAAAACUUCCAUUGCGCAGUGCUAACAACAGCUGCUGUUGGGGCGUUAAGCAGUUAUUCCUGGAAUGACAAAGUCAUAAAAACCCAAACGGUCUUGCGGUUGCCCUCGAAUGCCUUCUUACGACUAGCAGAGCAGUUUCAGAAGGUUUUCCAUCUAGACGUGGAUCCGGGUUGGUCUACCAUAUACGUCCCAAGAGGGAAGGCAAAUCAUGUUUUGAAUGCUGAACGAAUUGAGGAUACGAUGAUACUAAAUGGCAUAUUUUUAUUGGUUGUAGAUGAGUUGACCUCUAAAGAAUGUCUGAAAUAUCAAAAGACCGAAUCAAGGAUGAGGCAGAUUCCUUGGUGGACAGAAAACAACCACCUACCAGAAACUUAUAUCAGGAAAAAAAUAGUUAGAGAAGCUAUUUGA